Arachis duranensis is the source of this 1502-nucleotide messenger RNA. RefSeq lists its product as uncharacterized. Gene Ontology annotation, cellular component: endoplasmic reticulum membrane. NCBI's taxonomy places the organism in Eukaryota, Viridiplantae, Streptophyta, Magnoliopsida, Fabales, Fabaceae. Bases 141 to 1145 code for a protein of 334 amino acids. The transcript has 11 exons. The record is from RefSeq and is a predicted model, not a curated record.
GAAGCGAAACACCGAAUGCAACGAUGAAACGACCAUUGGAUCGGGUUGAAAGUCUUCAUCUCCAAAACUUGAUCGAAGUUCCAAACCAUCGUUGAGCUCUCUCUGUUAGUUAACUUUCUCUUCGUUCAGCUCAAUCUGGAAUGGAGGAGUACAUGUAUCUUCUUGUCAACUUCUUCCUGAUUGCGGUCGUAGGGUUCAUCUUCAUAGUCAUCGUUGAAGCAUAUAGAAGAAGAAACAAUCAUCUGCAUGUUGAAGUUCCGGCGAUUUUUGAGGAUCCUAACUCGUUGAAACAGGUUCCUUGCCCACAUGUUGUUGAUCCAGCAGAAAAGUACAUGUCCUUGAUAAUUCCUGCAUUCAACGAGGAGCAUAGGCUUCCCGGAGCUCUUGAAGAAACUAUGAAUUAUCUUCAACAACGUGCUUCAAAGGAUCCUUCAUUUUCCUAUGAGGUUGUCAUUAUUGAUGAUGGAAGUGCUGAUGGGACUAAAAGAGUAGCUUUUGAAUUUGUAAGGAAAUACACAGUAGACAAAGUUAGAGUUAUCCUUCUUGGAAGAAAUCAUGGCAAGGGAGAAGCAAUAAGGAAAGGAAUUCUGCAUUCACGUGGUGAGCUAAUUCUUAUGCUUGAUGCUGAUGGAGCAACUAAAGUCACCGACCUAGAAAAGCUUGAAAAUCAGAUUCAAGUUAUUGCUAAAAAGCAAUUUCAACAAGGAAAAUCAAGCCCUAGUGAUCCAACCUUUAGAGUAUCCGAUAUUCCUGUUGCUGCAUUUGGUUCACGAGCUCAUCUUGAAGAGAAGGCUUUGGCUACACGAAAGUGGUACCGCAAUUUUUUGAUGAAGGGGUUCCAUCUUGUGGUUCUCUUGGCUUCUGGUCCAGGAGUUCGUGAUACACAGUGUGGUUUCAAAAUGUUUACUAGGGCAGCAGCAAGGAGGCUUUUUUCAAAUGUCCGCUUGAGAAGGUGGUGUUUUGAUGUUGAAUUAGUCUUUCUGUGCAAAUGGUUUAGGAUCCCAAUUUCAGAAAUUUCUGUCAAUUGGUCUGAAAUUCCAGGAUCCAAGGUAAAUCUUAUGAGCAUACCUAACAUGCUUUGGGAGCUUGUGCUCAUGUCUGCGGGAUACAGGACUGGUAUGUGGAGAAUUUCUGGUUCUACCUAAGCUUUGAUGAUCGAUUUUAACCGGGAAGAAAUAGCGGCAUUUUAUUAUCAAAAAAGAAGAGUGACCCCUUUUCUGGGAGAGCAUAUUAUACUUCCAUGCUUGACCUUGAAGGACAAAGAACAGAAUGCAAUAUUUAAAGUUUUAGGACUAACCAUAACCCUCAGGAUUUUUACCUAUUAGAUUGGGGUCAUGGAGACUCUGGCUCAUUUUGCUGUUGCGUACUGGGUAGACAUAUUUAACAAUUCAUGUUACUAUUGAAUGGGAAAAAGAAAAGGGUUAUUAUCACGUAAGUUUGUACUUGUAAUAUAUUUAUAAUCAAAAUGUUCUAUAGAUAAAAUUUUCAUGUCUUCAUUGCAA